Molecule: messenger RNA, 1502 nt
Organism: Aplosporella prunicola CBS 121167
Lineage: Eukaryota; Fungi; Ascomycota; Dothideomycetes; Botryosphaeriales; Aplosporellaceae
Exons: 2
Coding region: 67-1215 (382 amino acids)
Source: RefSeq, a predicted model, not a curated record
UCCCCAACGCCAUUCCGAUGCCCGACUGAUCCUCUCCUGUCCUACUGACCUUGUCGCACCCUCAUCAUGAACUCCAAGUCCUUGCGUCGUCUCGCCUCCGACCAUGCAACCCUACACUCAAACCUCCCGCCCAACUACCUCUUUCCCGCAAAUGCCGAUUCGGAUGACUUGACACAACUCGAUAUCCUUCUCGCCGGUCCCGAGGGCACGCCGUAUUCCGCCGGCCUCUAUAAACUGCACCUUGAGAUUCCCAGCAACUACCCGACCGCACCACCCACCGCCCACUUCCGUACCCGAAUAUGGCACCCGAACGUCGAGGAAGCGACCGGCGCUGUUUGCGUCGACACUUUGAAGCGUGACUGGCAAUCUACACUCACAUUGCGCCAUGUUCUUGUCACAAUCUCCUGUCUGUUGAUCCAACCAAACCCGGCGAGUGCACUGAACGCUGAGGCCGGCGCACUGCUGCAGGAAGAUUGGAAUGCCUUUGUUAGACGCGCCAAACUUAUGACCGGGAUCCAUGCACAAGUGCCGAGGGACUUAAGGACGGCGGUCGACGAGGCGAAAGUGAGAGGUGAAGAUAGGGUUCCGCCAAAGGAAGACAACGAAAAAAAGGCAGACGUUACCAAAAGCGCAGUGAGGACCAACACUAAGGGAAAGGGCAAAAUGGCAGUUGAGAAGGUUGUUGCACAGGAAGAAGAGAAUCAAGAGCUCGCCAGGACCGUGUCUGAAGACUGGAUACCCGCGCCUGCCUUCGUGACACCCAUUGGGACGAAUGCCUAUGGUCCACGGCCGAUGGUAACGAACUCGCACGGUACAGAAGGGAUGGAAGUCGACGGCGCGGCAGCACAAAUUCCAAGCACGCCGUUAGCAAGCAUUCAAGCCCCAGGCGCAUCAUUCAAUGCUUCCAUGACAGGCUCAGUCCACACACCGGUCUUCGCGCAACAAGCUUGCUAUCAAACACCCCAGCGCAUCCCUAACCCAACUAUACCAGCGGAGCGUCCAUUAUCAAGGUCUUCUUCACAAAGCUCUGCUUCCUCCCACACUGUAGCUGAUACCACCGAUUGGGCGCUACGCCAAGCACCCUACGGAAAGUUCUCAGCUGAAGACGCACGGAGACAACGGCAUGAGAACCGGCGCCUGAAGGCCGCUGGAUAUUGCUUGAAGCGGUAUAACCGCGGUGCUUUUGGGCCCCGUACAGGCCUCAGGCGCCUCUAAUAGUGGCAUGAAUUCACACGAUAUGGGUUCUUUUCGGCGUCGUUUUCGGGUUCAGAGUACGGUUACAUCACGGGUGGAUAAGCUGCAUAGCGUUGGCGCACUGGGUAAUGGGAUGGGUGUUUCAUUGUUUGGAUCGUGGAAUCAAGUUCGUUUUGGCAGCCUGCGACGCAUGUGCCGAAGAUAGGGCAUCUGCCCUCUAUGUGAGCGACUUCCUCCUGCUCCUGCUCCACGAGGGGCCGCACUUGCCAAGACAGCGCUGGCAGGCGUGGUCAUAAGCUGUCGUUCAC